Messenger RNA from Bombus huntii, 2220 nucleotides. RefSeq lists its product as uncharacterized. Bases 115 to 1578 code for a protein of 487 amino acids. The record is from RefSeq and is a predicted model, not a curated record. The transcript is spliced from 6 exons. NCBI's taxonomy places the organism in Eukaryota, Metazoa, Arthropoda, Insecta, Hymenoptera, Apidae.
AUAAAAUUACCGUGGUCAGUGUAGGUUUCGUGUAAUAAGUACGACGAAAAGAUUUCCAGAUAAAUGAUUAAAAGUAACUUCAGUUGAUUAAAGACCCGUUUUAAGAAGCAUGAAAUGCAUAAAAGGAAACUUAAACGCAACACAUUACUACAAAAUAUAAGAACUUCUGAAAUUUUACCAAGAGUGAAUAAUUCUCGAGAUAAUCAAAAUAAAUCAAGUGAUUAUUUUCAAUUACCAAGUUUACAAAAGAAGAAAACUUGGAAAGAUGUUGAUGACAAUGUAUCAACUUGGGAUAAAAAUAGUACUGCAACAGAUAUAUCCUGUUCUUCAGAAAUUGAAAAUAUUGCAACGAAGAAAGCUAUGGAACAGUGGGAAGCUAUCGAAAGUACAUUGUAUGAAGAUGGUAAUCAAGUAACUCAAACAUCUGUUUUGGAAGAAUGUAUACAAUGGAGAAUGCAAAUACCUCAUUUAAGAAUAGUUGGGAAGAAUCCGUUUCUUUCAUCUAAAAGUAACUAUCAAGAUUUGAACGUAAAUUAUAGUCAGAUAAAGAAUAAUUUUGAUUCUAAUAAUGAGGAGGUAUUUCCAGAACAUAGUACUUCAUUAAAGAAAAGGAAAAAUUCAUCUAAGCAAAGAUUACAGAAAACAUCGCAAGAUGAGAUAUUUGAUAUGCUUUAUGAAUAUGUAAUAUCCAAGCUGUUUCCAAAUAAAGGAAAUGAAAUUGAUUCAUUAUAUGAUGAUUUCAAUGAUGUUUUACAAAUACAUACAGCUACUAUUCACAGUAAUAAAAGUUCUGCAAAAAGUAUAAAGGUAAAUUGUUUUGAGGAAACAAUAUCUCUCGAAAGUAGAUUUUCAAAUAGUAAUAGUAAAGGAAGAGAAGAUUAUACCUUACCUAUGAGAAAAGAAAGUGGUCAAACAUAUACACAAGAAAUUCAGAAAAAACAUGAUAAUCCUAUGAAUAAUGACAAAAUAAGAAAUCAGAAGGAUGAAUCUACUAUGGAAGAUAAGCUUUUAAGGCCACACACUAGUAGAAAUAAACUUGGAACUGUUUUUAAUGAAAAGGUUGUAGUUAGUCCUGUGCCUUAUGUUUUAUCAACCAGAGAAAGCUUUUCUACCGUAAAAACUACUCCAAUCAAGUUUAUGGCACAGUCUCUAGAAGUUUCUUCCUUUCAAGGCUCAAGUAAAAAUAUUAAUUAUUUUAAAAAUUCGGGAAAAAAUUCAAGUUCAGCUAAAAUUUCUGCUUGGCAUGCUCCUGUUUCUCCUGCUGUGUGGCCAAAAAAUAUAAAGCUUGCUCCACUCGACACGACACGAUUUUCGAGUAGCAAAAAUAGAUCUUUAACAUCAUCAUCGGUACCAGUAUCACGUAACAGGAAACCUUUAAGUCCUAUUUUUCGAUCUACUCCACCAGUACAAACUAUUCAUAAUAAUAAUCACGAAGGUUUAGAAAUUCAAGGAAAACAUAUAAUUCCUGGACAAUCUCCUAAGUUAAGUGCGCCUACUACAAGUUCGGAGAAUGCUGGGAGUAGCAAAAACAGAAAAAAGAAGCCAAUCAAAAACAAAACUGCAAUGAAUUACAACUAAUUAUGUUAGUUACAAAAAUUGAUCUCAUAAAAUUAUUUUUAUCUCUAUUAAUUAAAAUUGUGUUUCAUUGUUUUACACAAAUAAUAAUCCGGUAAAAUGCGGCUGACGUAACUGAAGGAAUGUUACUUACCAUUUAUACAUUUAAAGCAGACAUUCGUGAUUGCGUUUGUGAUAUAAAAAUCAUGUACGAUAAAAAUUCUAUUUAUUUUUUAUUGACAAUUGAGCUAAAAUUGAUGAUUUAAAAGUUCAGAUAACAUUUAUAAUCUAAGUGAUGUAAAAAGUAACAUUUUAUAUGAUAUAUAAAUAUAUCGUUAUUGUUAUAUAAUAAUAAGAAAUCUUAUUGUAUUACAGUAUUAAAAUGUGCUCUAAUUGUAAGAAGUGUUUGCACCAUAAACAAAAAGAAUAUUUAAACACUGUAUUAAAAAUGAUGCGAGUUAGUGUUCCAAUUUUAAAAAUGUAUAUUUUAAAUACUCCUGUUGUUUCAGAAGCGAACAUAUUGUUGUAACUAUCUCUACCUCACUCAGUUCUAUGUGUUAUUUGAUUGAUGCACACGCUUAAGUGCGCAGGUGAAUAUAUUUUUGUAAUGCACAUAUCUGUAUUGGACGUGCUUAUUGUAAAUAUAUAAUAAUUAAUAUGUUUAAA